Messenger RNA from Vanessa atalanta (red admiral), 1588 nucleotides. It is a transcript of the gene CSP16, whose product is annotated as ejaculatory bulb-specific protein 3-like. The transcript is spliced from 5 exons. Lineage: Eukaryota; Metazoa; Arthropoda; Insecta; Lepidoptera; Nymphalidae. Bases 240 to 854 code for a protein of 204 amino acids. The record is from RefSeq and is a predicted model, not a curated record.
CCGGUCGAAUUUCGUGUUAACGAGUUAUCAUAAGACAUUGACGCCUAAUCACCUCAAACAGGGGGAGGGAGUCCAGAUUAGUUAAUACGAUGAUUACGGGCAGUCUGUCCCUAUGCGUCGUCCGUACGUUGCCCAAAUACUGGUGUCGUAACAUAAAAGUUUAAUGAAAAUUAUCCGUAGUCAUCGUAAGGAUCUAUUUGAAGCAUAGUCGUAAGCUCGAGGAAGCUUUUAUAGUGAUAAUGAAGGGUUUAUUGUCGAUCAUUUUUCUGACUCUCAUCUGCAUCUCAGUAAUGGCAUUGCCACAGAUGUCUGAUAAUCAGUUAGAGAAAAUUUUAACUGACCGAGGAACUAUGCAGCGGCACAUUAAAUGUGCUCUAGGAGAGGGGCCAUGUGACCCCGUGGGUAUAAGACUCAGAACGUUGGCCCCUCUAGUGUUGCGCGGCUCAUGUCGUCAAUGUUCUUUGCAAGAGACGCGUCAGAUUCGACGUACACUUGCCUACGUCCAGAGAAACUAUCCGUGGGAAUGGGCAAAAAUUUUAACAUACAUUCUGGUAUUGUGUGCUAUGAUGGCAGUGUGUGCUACACAGAGCCAGAGGCCACAAGUAUCAGACACAGCUUUGGAGGACGCCCUUAAUGAUAAGCGGUUCAUUCAGAGACAACUCAAAUGUGCUCUCGGAGAGGCACCGUGUGAUCCAAUUGGAAAACGAUUGAAAACUCUCGCGCCAUUAGUUCUAAGAGGAGCCUGUCCACAAUGCUCACCACAAGAAACCAAACAAAUUCAACGUACCCUCUCCUACGUGCAAAGAAAUUUUCCACAACAAUGGGCGAAGAUAGUACGUCAGUACUCCGGUUAAACAUAAAUUUUAACGUGAAGGCUAUAUAACUCAAAGAAAUAAAUGAAAAUAAGUAAAACGCCACCAAAUGGAUUAUUUCAUAUUUAUGGUGUUUGAGGGUUUCAUAAUUCUUUUAUUUUUGAUAAGUAUUCGCACCAAUUACUGAGUUCAGUUUCAGAAGAUUAAAUACUUUGUUGUUAACCUUUAAAUGACAAUGUACGUACAUUGUACCUAUUUGUGUACCUAGUAAAUUCGAGAAAGUAGGUACCUAGUGUAAAGGUUUUAUAACUGUCACCGUAUCGUUUAUACAUAUACGACCUGACAAUAUUUUUAAUGCUCUAUUAUGUAUAGUUAGUCUGUAAUAUCAACAUUAUUCUUUCAAAGAAUACUAUUUGGACGUGAGCGUACUUUAAACUAAAGUGGUAUAUUGUAAAUAUUUUCUAAAAAAAAUAAGGUAUUUAAUGAGCUUAUUUCUAAGUAAAUAUUUUAUGUAAUUAUGUAUAACUAGAUUAAAAUUUAAUCUUAAAUAUUACUUGUUCGCCCUUAAAGGGUUCCCAAAAAUAAGACUUCUUGUCUCAUAAAAGAAAAUAUAUGUAUUUUAAUUCUACAAACAGCUUCGAAUAAAUUAUUUUAAAAGUCUUCUUAAACCAAUGUACAUCAUGUAGUAGUAAUUGUAUUCUGUUGUUCAUCCUUAGAACUUCAAAGAGCGAAUCUGAAGUACCAACUAUAAUUAUUGUUUAUAAUAUAAUAAAAUU